AUGGCGUCCCCAUUAGCCACAGUCUCCUCAUUUGUGGAAGGAGCCCCUCCAGGAGAGAUGUUAUUGCCGGUACUACUUCCUCCUGCGAUCCUCGAACUCGUUACUGAAGAUAGUUGCCUAGACAUCAAAGCUCUUACAAUCGAUACCCCUAGUCUUGCCUCUCAGCUUGGACCCGCAUUCGAGAAAUACAAUGAGGAACAGUUCGCAACUGUCAAGCUGCCUGGAAGCAGCCAAAGUGUCAUAGUCAGCUCGUACAAUUCUCUCGGAGACGGAAAAUACUACGAUGUUGAGAGCUCAUCCAGCUUCGUUUUCGAUCACAGCACACAGAAAGCAAGCGGCGUCCAAAGCCAUGUUUUAGAAAGCAGCCAGUCAGAUCUUGUGAAAUCCCUUCUAAAGAGCCUCAGCACCCACGUCAAAGAACACUAUCCCAGUGCCUCAUAUGGUGUAUAUCCUAUUGAAGAUGACUCUAAGAUUGCCGCAGUGGUGGUUGCCAACAAAUACAGCCCGAACAACUUCUGGAACGGCCGUUGGCGUUCACUCUAUAUCUUCUCGCCCUCAUCUUCAUCUCUCACUGGUAGCAUCAAAGUCGACGUACACUACUACGAAGACGGAAACGUUCGACUCUUAACCACGAAGCCAGUUUCAGCGUCAGUGUCCUUGGCAUCUGCCAGCACAAUCAUCAGGGAAAUCACGAUUGCGGAAAAGAAGUAUCAAGAGGAGAUCAACAAGGGUUUUAAUAACCUGAGUGAGGGGGCCUUCAAGGGGUUGAGGAGGCAAUUACCAAUCACUAGGCAAAAGAUUGAGUGGGACAAGAUUGCGGGGUAUAGACUGGGGCAAGAUAUAGGAGGCGGGAGUUCAAAACGGUAA
This is a messenger RNA of Lachnellula hyalina, 867 nucleotides long. RefSeq names its product F-actin-capping protein subunit alpha (gene fac-1). Bases 1 to 867 code for a protein of 288 amino acids. NCBI's taxonomy places the organism in Eukaryota, Fungi, Ascomycota, Leotiomycetes, Helotiales, Lachnaceae. The record is from RefSeq and is a predicted model, not a curated record. Gene Ontology annotation, biological process: barbed-end actin filament capping; actin cytoskeleton organization. Gene Ontology annotation, cellular component: actin cortical patch; F-actin capping protein complex. Gene Ontology annotation, molecular function: actin filament binding. The transcript is spliced from 6 exons.